Molecule: messenger RNA, 2367 nt
Organism: Alosa alosa (allis shad)
Lineage: Eukaryota; Metazoa; Chordata; Actinopteri; Clupeiformes; Clupeidae
Product: CMRF35-like molecule 8
Exons: 9
Coding region: 123-1457 (444 amino acids)
Source: RefSeq, a predicted model, not a curated record
GCACACACACACACACACACACACACACACACACACACUUAACUACAAACUACAAGGGUAAAAGAGAUAAAGGGAGUGGGAGAAGGAGAGAGGACCAUUAGCACUACUGACCGUUGACCAGAAUGGACAUAUCCGUGAGAAUGCUAAAUCUCUUGGCUCUAGUCGUUUGCCUUUAUGUCGGAGCGUCCUCCUCCACCAACGCAGUGGGCUACUGCGGAGGCAUCGUGAGCAUCAGGUGCGAGUAUGAGUCCAGGUACGGCAGCCGGCCCAAGUACUUCUGCCGGGGAGAGCAGGGCGACUGCACCGAGCUGAUACGCACCAGCACGAAGAACAAGUGGUUCACCAAGGGCCGGUACUCGUUGCUCGACGACGGGACCCAUUACUUCGUCGUGAGCAUCUCCGGGCUGGCGGUGACGGACACGGGAAGGUACCAGUGUGGGGUGAGCGUGCGAGGAGAGGAGGCUCCGGUGCAGUCGGAGGUCAACCUGGAGGUCAAGGAUGACCUCUUCACCUGCGGGAGGACCCUGAUGAAGACGGCGUACACGGGGGACGCCGUGAACGUCACCUGCCGAUACCUGGACGCCCACCUGCAUGCCGCCAAGUACCUGUGCAAAGCCUUCCGGAACCAGGGCUGCGACUCCCGGGUGUCGGCGCGCGAGGACCGCACCUGGGUCCGGGGGGGGCGGAUCUCCGUGUACGACGACCGGAAGGCGCGGGUCUUCACCGCCGUGCUGGGAGCGCUCGGAACGCUGGAUCGCGGGAACUACUGGUGUGCUGUGGAGACGGGCUGGGAGCAUGGAGGAGAGGACGGAGGAGAGGACGGAUACAAGGCCCUCAUCCAGAGAGUCCAGCUCACCGUGUCUGAUACACGGCCCACAUCUGUAAUAACCCCACAGCCAACCACACCACUACAUACCACUGGGACCAGAGGGCUCACGACAAACCCAGUAAAACUCCUCACCACAAGUACAAAUCCAUCUGCCAUUGAGGCUGAAGAUACACGGCCCACAUCUGUAAUAACCCCACAGCCAACAACACCACUAGAUACCACUGAGACCACAGUACGAAGUUCAUUCAUGCCAGACCAGGUUUGGUUCUCCACUCCUGUCCCCAUCAUAGAGAGUUCCUCGGGCCUGUGGCGUAUAAUAAUCUAUGGAAUUGCGGCUUUGUUUGUCCUGGUUAUCCUGUCAUCAUUACUUCUACUUGUCAUCACUCGUUCAAAGAGGGCCAAAGCAGCAGAUGUGCCUCCCUAUCUUGUGUCCAUGGAUGCGCUCUGGGAAUCCCCUCUGAUGGCCAACGAUCUGGAAUACCACACGAGUCCUUUAGAAUCAGAUCCACCUGAGCCGACUCCCACUGAAACCAAUUCAUUUCAACCAACUGCAAAUGAGCCAGAUCCUUCUCAACCUUCUCAAAUCCAUUUCAACCAAGUCCACCAGGAUCAAAAUCUUCUGAACUGACUCCAAAUGAACCAAAUCCAUCUGACCCCAAAUCUGCUGAUUAGGAACUGCGUAUCCAUUGACCUCUGAAGAUAACGACUCCAACAAUACCAAAUCUAUCUGAACCAACUCCAACUGAAUCAUAAAUCAUCCCAUUUGACAAGAGCCAAAAAUGUAUCUGCACAGAAUGACAUGUCUAUCUCUGGUCAAACUUCAGCAUCAUGAGCAAAGCUGCCAUUUAACCUACAGGCAGUUGUAAAUUAGUAGUAGAAUUAGCGUUGUAUUUUUUGCCUGUCUGUAUGUCACCAAAACAUCAUCCAUCCAGAUGUCACUGUAACCAUAGCAACCCUUCCAUAAAUGCCAUGCCACAACUGCAGUGCGUUGGGAGAGAGAAAGGAAGAACACAUAGGCUACUACUGGCCAAUCCUCUCCAAUUGUUUAGAAUUGGACUCUGGGCGUUUGGGAACAGCUGAGGGAGGAGGCUACUUGAAACUGAGAGUUUCAGUCGGUGUGAGCGAGCGGACUUUCAGUUGACAGUAAUUAACACCCUUUUGAACAAUCUAAGCUGUGCUAACGUCAGAGGGCGGUCUACGCUGAUUCAUCAUUAGCGAGACACGAGGACAGCUGCAUGCAAUUCCUGUCAGCAUAAAAAUAGAGGCUGUUGCUGAAGCGUCAGCAUAAGCGUCAGCCCUCGUGUAAGACGGACGCGGUCAAGACGAGCAAGUUUACCUGUGCAAGUUCACCGAGCACAGGCGCCGAAAAAGGCAAAAAAUGUGCCAUUCCACCAUAUCUGUUAUCACCGGCCAUCACAGAAAACGGCAUCAUGCCAAAAGGAGCAGAAAUCUGCUUAACCUCCAGCAACUUAAACGGUCCUCACCUACAGAAACCUACUUCUCCAUGGGCUUGUGGAACUGCCAAUCUGCAGUCAACA